AGCCUAGACGAGCCUCCCGCGGCCGCUCUCCGCUGGGCUUGCCCUCUCCGCCCGCUGCCGGGGUCCCCACUCGCGCCGCCGCGUGCUCGGCUCGGCUCGGCUCGGCUCCUGCCGGCCUGCAGCAUGUCGCUCCUGCUGGAGACGGUGGGCUUCUUCCUUAGCGCCGUCGGGUGGGCGCUGCUGGCCGUGACCCUCUUCAACAGCUACUGGAGGGUCUCCAGCGUCUCCGGCAACGUCAUCACCACCUCCACCAUCUACGAGAACCUGUGGCAGAGCUGCGCCACCGACUCCACCGGCGUCCACAACUGCUGGGAGUUCCAGUCGCUGCUCGAGCUGCCCGCCUACCUGCAAGCUUCGCGGGCCCUCAUGAUCAGUGCCUUGGUCCUGGGUUUCUUAGGGAUCCUGAGCAGCAUGUUGGGUUUACAGUGUACCAAAGUGGCAGAAAACAACCCCAACAUGAAGGCCAAGAUGGCAGUUGUUGGGGGCUGCUUGUUCAUUCUGGCCGGUCUCUGUGGGAUGGUGACCAUUUCGUGGUACGCCUUCAAUAUCACCCGUGAUUUUUUUAAUCCGCUCUUUGUUGGAACAAAAUAUGAAAUUGGACCUGCCCUCUAUCUAGGCUGGAGUGCUUCCUUGCUGGUGAUCAUAGGAGGGUGCUUCCUGUUCAGUUCAUGUCGGACAAACUCAUCCCAGGACAACAGCUACAUGUAUCCAUACAAGGCCCCCAAGAGUGGCAUGUCAGCUCCCAACACCACAGUCACUCGUCCCCGCAGAGAAUCCAAUGCUAGCAGUACGGGCAAGUAUGGUAAGAAUGCUUAUGUCUAACCUUGGAAAAGGUGGAUCAGGGCAUCCCUUCCUUUAAAAAGACGUUUGGGAUGCUUUUCUGGGAACCCAGAAUCCCAAAGACUCUUCCAAAGAUGGCACAUACCAAGGGAGAACCUUGUUUACUCUUCGGUUUGGACUUUCUUGAUCUCGUGAUGAACCUAGAGAUGGAUCGAAGGCAUGUUCCUGGAUCUGAUCCUGGCCAGUGCUGCAUUGGGCAAAGUUAUUGAUUGCCAAGAAGAGGUAGCUAUGCAUAUGGACUUUUAAUAUAUAUACAUAUUCAACAUGGAUGAAACCUACUUCUCAGAUUAUGGAUGCCUCUUGGCCCAGAAUAAUUGAUUUUGCAAAUGACAGGGGUUGAAGCUCAGUUACAUCACCUCCUGCGGCUUGUCUCUCAAAGGGACACGGGUAUAUGUAUGAGAACAACUGAUCCACGCUUGGAGGACAUCAGAACUGGAGGCCUGCUCAUAGUUAAAAUGCUAGCAUAUGCCUAAUACGCUAACAUUUGGAGAUUCACCCCCAGUUGGGUGUGUAUGUUUCCCUCCAGUCAACAUUCCUAACUGCUGGAGUUGCUAAAUUGGGAGGUGACCAUUUUAGGGGAAAAUGGAGGUGGACGGUUUUGAUCAAAUGAUACUGUUAUUACGAUUGCCUUAAGAAGCUCCUCAGCACUGAAGCCAAGGGGUUUUGCUUCUAAGUAUCCAGGAAUAAGACCCUAAAUUUUGAAAAGUGUGCUAUAUUCACUGUGAGGCAUCAGCCAUGCCAGUUGGGAUUCUGAGUUCAAGUCCUAAUGUAUCUACGUAGAAGAUACCAGCUGGGGAAAGCUGGAUUCCCCAGUAUCCAAGGUUGCUUUCAGCAUUAAUACCAACCUGAUUUUCCACCUGAAUCACCAAGAGUGGUGUGUGCUUAUCUGCACGACCACUGCUACCUUUUCCUAAGAUGUCUUUAACUGUUGCUUGGGCUAGAGCAUGCUGGUGAAAGUUUGUCAGAUCGGUCUCUUUCUAUCACGGUUUCAGGAGUUAGCUGAGCAACUGGCCACUCGGUUAGCACAGUCACCCGGCCACCGCUUAUUCUGACUCAUUGUCAUCUGUGAAUUGACUGUCUGGGUUGGAGGGUCUGAACGUAGGGACAUCCUGGUAACCACCUUUCCCCAAAGCAAUGUUCAGGGUGGAGUUUUGCAGCAGGCCGUUUGCUCCCCCCAUGCAUCAAGAGAGCUAGUUUGAGAUUUUUGAAAAGAAAAUGUUCCUGGGUGUUGGGUUGUUUCUUCAAGAAGCAAAUCAAGGUACAGUCAACAGCACAGGGGAACGCUUCCCAUUUUGAGAUCCGACAGACCUUCAAAUACCUUCAUGGGUUUUGGUUUAGAGCAGUGUUUCUCAACCACUGCAACUUAAGAAGAUGUGUGGACUUCAACUCCAGAAUCCCCUAGCCAGGGGGACUCUGGGAGUUGAAGUCCACACAUCUUCAAGUUGCUACGGUUGAGAAACACUGGUUUAGAGGACCUAUCCUUCAGAUCAUUAUGCACAAGAAAGUUAGGACGGUAGCUGAGCAGGACGUUAGCAGCACCCUUUCCUUUUGGGCUAAGUAUUAAUCAAUAGGGAGUCACACGAGCAAGUAGUGACUCGGCUUCCUACUCGUUGUCCAAGAAUUGGAGCUACGGAUUCCUGAACCUAAGGACGUUUUGAACUUCGUUGCAUCUUGGAACCACAAGCUUUUGCUUCCUUGCUGCUGAGGCGUACAACUUAAGUUUAUUGUGAUGCAUUUUUGAAAAGAAAGGAACAAGGAAAGGUGCCUGUGACCUGUUUUAUAUAAAAAGACACACUGCUUGCAACGGCAGUGCCC
Molecule: messenger RNA, 2655 nt
Organism: Candoia aspera
Lineage: Eukaryota; Metazoa; Chordata; Lepidosauria; Squamata; Candoiidae
Gene: CLDN15
Product: claudin 15
Exons: 5
Coding region: 124-822 (232 amino acids)
Biological process (GO): cell adhesion; bicellular tight junction assembly
Cellular component (GO): bicellular tight junction; plasma membrane
Molecular function (GO): structural molecule activity
Source: RefSeq, a predicted model, not a curated record